AUGUACAAUCUCACCUGUGUCGACGGCCACCACUUCGGUGGUGAAGGGGAUGUAUACGUCCUUGACCUCCAUCGCCUUAACACUGGAUUAGCUGCCAUCUCUUCCGACCAAAAACUUACCCUUUUCAACCCUGCCCGCAUAGGCCAGGGGCCCAUCACGUCGUUGGCCACCAGCCACGGCAACCUUACGUGCCUAAAGACAUACGAUGCCCUGGAAUCUAUCGUCUGCACGGCAGGAGAGAAUGGGGAGGUUUCAAUCUGGGACCUGAGGCAGAGCUCAAAACCGCAAGUAGCCCACUUUGCAGCAACUCAGUCACCCAUCACCUCCCUCGCCUGCGACUCAAGAAGCAGCACGAUAGCAAUCGGAACAGAACUUCAGAACCACACUGCCUCCGUUAUGCUCUGGGAUAUCAGAGCUGGUCCAACCCGAAGGCUACAAUACGAUGAAGUCCACAGCGAUGACGUGACUGAGCUUCGCUUCCACCCUUCGCAGCCUCACGUCCUCCUGUCUGGUUCGACCGACGGCCUCGUCAACGUCUAUGACACGCGCAUCUCUGACGAGGACGACGUUGUCAUCCAGGCGCUCAACCAAGGCUCCGUUCAUCACGCCUCAUUCAUCAGCGAUACAGAGAUCUACGUCUUGACGCAUGACGAGAAGUUUGCCGUCUACAGCGUCGCUGACGAGUGCCAGACCGGUGCCGCCGUCGCCGAUUUCGGCGAUGCCAGAGAAACUUUGGGAUGCCAGUACAUCGCCAACGUCACUACCAAGGUUGAUGGAAGCGGUGCUAUCGUCGGAGUUGGCGCCUUGGAGCGUCAGGUUUUCGAGCUGGUUCACCUUUCACGGACGAACGAGGGAAGCUGGGGUUUCGACAAGGCAAACAGUGUCGGUUUGCCUGGUGGUCAUGGCGAAGAGAUCGUUCGGUCCUUCUGCUUCUACGACGACGAGCAGGUCGUCUUCACUGCCGGGGAGGACGGCAACAUCAAGGCCUGGAGACCCAGCUAG
This is a messenger RNA of Colletotrichum chrysophilum, 1002 nucleotides long. RefSeq lists its product as uncharacterized. NCBI's taxonomy places the organism in Eukaryota, Fungi, Ascomycota, Sordariomycetes, Glomerellales, Glomerellaceae. The transcript has 4 exons. Bases 1 to 1002 code for a protein of 333 amino acids. The record is from RefSeq and is a predicted model, not a curated record. Gene Ontology annotation, molecular function: protein binding.